Molecule: messenger RNA, 303 nt
Organism: Loa loa (African eye worm)
Lineage: Eukaryota; Metazoa; Nematoda; Chromadorea; Rhabditida; Onchocercidae
Exons: 3
Coding region: 1-303 (100 amino acids)
Source: RefSeq, a predicted model, not a curated record
AUGAUUAUAAAACGACUUGAAACCGGAAAACCAAUCGCUCCAAUAACUCUCAGUCUUCAUACUACUAUUAACACUCACAAUAAAGAUUUCUCAUCCCAGCAAAUUCUUCAACCUCCCUAUGCAGCAUCUCAGCUACCGAAACGUGAGGACACACGACGUAUUGCCAAGAGCAAUACGUCAAGUGUAGCUGCUGGCGUAAUUCAUGAUGGAAAACUGUUGAUACUGUCUAAAAACCAAAAGAGCAAACAAAACACAGUGAACGUGACACUCACAACCACAAACAUCUACCAAAGCACCAAGUAG